Molecule: messenger RNA, 2710 nt
Organism: Triplophysa rosa
Lineage: Eukaryota; Metazoa; Chordata; Actinopteri; Cypriniformes; Nemacheilidae
Gene: zdhhc23b
Product: zinc finger DHHC-type palmitoyltransferase 23b
Exons: 5
Coding region: 317-1597 (426 amino acids)
Biological process (GO): protein targeting to membrane; peptidyl-L-cysteine S-palmitoylation
Cellular component (GO): Golgi apparatus; endoplasmic reticulum
Molecular function (GO): protein-cysteine S-palmitoyltransferase activity
Source: RefSeq, a predicted model, not a curated record
CACAAGGGCGCAGCAGCUGUUUACAUAAGUGAACGAUUUAACUUCCUGUCUACCUUCUUCGUUAACUUCGCAGAUGUGGACUGUAUUGUAUUGUGUUUUCGGUACAGCAGGUCGUCCAGACUGUUGACUUAAAAGUAACAUGUAAUAUGGGGAAAUCGGAACAUGAGUAUCGAAUGUUCCACUACUGUUAAUGAGUUGACGGUCGGCUGCUCAUUGAUGAUCACACACAACAGUAUUUCCGAAAGGAACUAGUUACUAUUUACUAGUUAAACAGGAAUGUGAUGCCUGCUUUCAACUUCAUUUGUUGGUGUCGGUCAUGAAGAAAAGAUCCCAUCAAGCACUAGAUCAGGAGGACCCUCUGUGCUGCUGUGAGUAUGUGGACCGUCAUGGUAGGCGGAGCCACGUGGCAGCAUGCUGUUGUGACUGUGAGGAUUUGGAUGAUGCUUUUGACAGUUGGAUGAAGAAGGAACCUCAAAAGGCAGAUUCUCUGACCCAGGUGGUAGCUACCAUCAAUGAUCGUCUGCGGGUGCCGUGGAUAUCAGGUGCCAGACGAUUUGACCUCUCGUUGAUCCCUCCCCUUAUACUGCUUCCUGUUUUUUUGCACAUUGCAUCUUGGCACUUCCUGCUGGGUAUUAUAGUUCUAACAACUUUACCUUUAUUAGUUAUUUUGUACUACUACCUCACCCAUCGCAAGAAAGGACGCACGCUGUUCUUCCUCAGCCUUGCCGUAUUCUCCCUCUUCUACAUGUUCUACCUCUUCAUCGCUGAAGUUGUUCCUCGAGGUGAUGUGAAUCAUAUUCAGUUGGGUGCCGUGACGACUGGUGUUGCUCUCACAGUCAUUUCCCUCAUAAACACCAAGAGGGGGCCGGGUUAUGUCAGGCCACACCCCACUGAGACUCAUAGCACGGUGACCUAUCACAACCCACAGUCGGACAUAGAUGCUGCAUAUUUAAACGGAGCACGUCACCAGGUGGUGAUAGCCAAUCGUGUGAGUUCUCCCGAUCAGACAGGUGAAUCUGGGACGGCAAGUGUGGAACCUAGGGAGGGUCAAAAGAGGAACUGGUGCUCAGUAUGCAAGGUGGUGCGGCCCUCCAGAGCAGGACACUGUCGGAUCUGUGGAGUCUGCAUCCUACGUCUAGACCAUCACUGUGUCUGGAUCAACAGUUGUGUGGGACAGGCCAAUCACAUCAGUUUCCUUCUGACACUCGUUCUCUUUGUGUUGACGUCACUGUACGGGAUCAGUUUGGUCCUUCGUAGUGUGUGUCCCCAGCAGAGUGUGAUGAUGGCUCUCUUCUACUGUCCUGAUGUGUACAACCAGCACAGCACUGCUCUGUGUUUCACGUGUGCCUGGUACAGCAGCAUUGUGACCGGAGGUCUGCUACACCUUCUGGUUCUCCAGCUUAUCAACGUCAGCUACAACACGACCCAACGCGAGGUACGUCUCGCUCUGAGAGAGAAAACCGGUCGGACCCUCCUAUGGGGCCUGAUCGUUGACACAGGCGUCUACUGUCGAGGUUUCCGUAGCAACUGGGUGGAAUUUUUGACCAUGAGCAAUGCUCUGGAGCCGCCGAACCCCAAACCAACAGACCUGGUGUAGAAAGUAAAUAGUCACUCACUGGUGACUAAUGGACCUUCAAGGGAUGACGGCUGAAUAGCAGGGGAUCAAAGUGAUCGAUCGCUCAUAUACUAAUGUGAAGCAUAAUGUUGUUCUAUUUAAUCCAUUCAACAGCUGUUGUAGAGUCAGUUUUAUGGCUCUGAGCAGCGUAGUCAAGGUCGCAAUAUCGGUCAUAAUGCUGACUAUGAAAUAUGAGGUGAAUGCUUAUGUUUUUUGUGGACCAUUAGAUGGCAGUGUUGUAGUGUGCUACAUUUUUACAGGUGUAUUUCAUUAAGUACGUCCUUGUCAGUUGUCAGGUGUGAUCUGAUGACAGAACCACUGAACAGACAUGAUGUGGCCCAGUUUUUAUUUAAAACAAUUAUUUUAUGCUUUGUUUAUUAACCCAUUUGUUUUUGUUUGUCAUUACUUUUAUGUCAUUUAUCAGUCAGAAGGAUAAUUGUUUAACUUUGUACAUACUUUUUAUUGUAUAAUACACAUUCACAAAACCAGCACCAGUGUGGCUGUAGACAGAUUAAACACAGUAUGUCUAGUCAAAAACAAUUUGAACUUUGUCAGUAUAAAAGAAAGUGGUCUUGAUAUGCAAUUGUUAUUCAUUGCAUUUCUGUUUUUACAUUUACUCCCAGUUGAAUUUAGCUUUUAACAUUUGUCUUGUAGUGUUGUCUUAUAGUUGUGUGAAUUAAUAUUAAAAUUUAAGCUUUAUUCGGUGCCUUUAUAAUAUCAUAAGUGAUGCUACAGUGCAUCCAUACAACUUUCCAUCUCAUGUAAGCCUAAUGAACGUUUUAUGUCUGGGUUUGAGUGCUGUUCGUCUGUGUGCUUCUUUUCAUGUUGUUGUUCAACUGGGGAGUCUGCAUUACUUAGCAUUCAGUUAAAUUAUGAAUUAGCGCAAUAGCUUCCAUAUUGAAGCAGGUUUCAGUUCAUUAAUUUCCUUCAGAGCACAAAAUCAUUCUGAGAAGUGAAUAUAUUAAGUGCUUCAAAAUCCGGAUGUUUAUUUCUAUUUGUCUCAAUUAUGUUCUGCUUUUUAUAUCGCAAUGCAUUUCAUUCAACAAGUUGUUCAAUUAAACCACACCAUGAAAAAAUAAACAAGAUUAAAAUGUG